AUGAGCCAAACUUCUGCAUCAAUGGCGAGAGAACGAUUCCCAACCAUCAGUGUUUCACCCUACAUGCUCACAGGAUCUGACAAUGAGGAGGAUGGUGGAACAAGUCCGAGUAUUGCCUUAUCUUUUGAUGAGGAAGAUGGUGAAGCGAUGGAUCAGGGACAAAUUGAAAUUGAUUACAAAUUAAUUAGCGCAGUGUCAGGACAAUUUGAUCUCGGAAGUGUUAUAAACUUGGAUUUAAAUUCAAUAGGAAUUGAUAAAAUCAAAAAUCUCAGUCGGUGUGUACGGCUAGAAUAUCUUGAUUUGAGUAACAAUGGAAUUGAGCUUGUUGAGGGUUUGGAAAAUUUGUCACGGCUCAAGAGGUUAAAUUUGUCAAAUAAUAAGAUCGCCAAAGUAGAAGGUAUCGCCAACUUGAAGAGCUUGCAAAAUCUCAAUUUGGAAAAUAAUCUGAUAGAAAAUCUGUCUGAUUUACAAGAGCUGCAACAUUUAGCAAAUCUCAGAGCCAUCAGUCUCAAAGGAAAUCCAGUUUGUGAAAAGGAAGGUUUUGAUGAAACAUUGAAGUCCUGCUGUAAAAAACUGCAAUUCAUUAACGGAGAGCAUAUCGCACUAAGAUUUCCAACAUUAAUCUUUGAUGAAAAAGAGGAUUCCUUCGAAAUCCCUCUGUCCAAAUCAUGGACAGUAGACAGCAACCAAAAUCCCAUAUUUUCAUUUGAGGGAUUUCCAGAGAUUAAUUCGAACGAGUCUUUCAAAAAUUCUGUAAAUGAAUUCAAAAAGGAGGAAAUUGACUGCAAAAAAACAGUGACAAGAGCCGAUACAAUUAUACAAGAAGUUAUCAAAGCACUGAAAUAG
Messenger RNA from Naegleria lovaniensis, 846 nucleotides. RefSeq lists its product as uncharacterized. The transcript has a single exon. Lineage: Eukaryota; Heterolobosea; Eutetramitea; Acrasida; Naegleriidae. Gene Ontology annotation, molecular function: protein binding. The record is from RefSeq and is a predicted model, not a curated record. The coding region runs from base 1 to 846 and encodes 281 amino acids.